Molecule: messenger RNA, 825 nt
Organism: Cladocopium goreaui
Lineage: Eukaryota; Dinophyceae; Suessiales; Symbiodiniaceae
Source: the annotation of a GenBank genome assembly
AUGUAUGCCGCCUUUAAGAUGCUGGGGUUGAAGCCACGCCACAGCGGAUACGACCUCACGGCACGUGAACCACUAUGUGGAUAUCUUUUUGGCAAUGCUUCUGGCAAUCGCUCACUGGAUGAUGCGCUUGCCACCCUGAGUGGAUUUGAUGCAGCCAUGGAUGAACCAUACAUGCUCCUUUACGAGGAAAUCAUGGCAGCCUUUCCUGAGGCCAAAUUUCUGCUGACGAUUUCCGCGGACUAUGCAUCCAGAAAGGAGACGUGCCUGCAAAACUAUGAGAGACACAUUGAGCGUGUGCAGCAAGUCAUUCCGCCCCAGAAGUUGUUGGUCUACAACUGGUCCGAUGGGCUGUCAGCCACGGUGGUGGUUGGCGCCACGGCGGCCGACAUUUCAAUCACUUCACAGAUGAACAGCUUUACGACCGAAACCCGAGACUGUGCGGAGAUCGACAGCACGUACGAGGGGAGCUACAGCUUGGCAUGCGAAGCGCAAAGCUUGAGCAGCAACACCACGGGCUGCAGCCCAGUGCCUGUGGCCGGCACCACCGUGGAGGCCAGACAGGUGGUGGAAUCCGCGGUUGCCUUCAAUCUGCCGGCGGUCGAAGCCACGGUGGAUGAGAUGCAGGCGGUGAUGGAGCUGCCUGCCACGAAGCGCGCCUACGAGUUGACGCUCUCGGAAAGCCUGGGGGUUCCUCCUGAGGAAAAUCCCAGAUCCCCUAGCUCCCUCGUGCUCCCUGGCUCGGAAGCUCUGCUUCAGGACGUCACCGUGUUCUCCAUUCAAGUUUAUGAUUCCACGGAUGGGGGCCCUGAGGACGAGAUCGAAUGA